Messenger RNA from Capsicum annuum, 1789 nucleotides. RefSeq lists its product as uncharacterized. Bases 1190 to 1705 code for a protein of 171 amino acids. NCBI's taxonomy places the organism in Eukaryota, Viridiplantae, Streptophyta, Magnoliopsida, Solanales, Solanaceae. Gene Ontology annotation, molecular function: acyltransferase activity, transferring groups other than amino-acyl groups. The record is from RefSeq and is a predicted model, not a curated record. The transcript has a single exon.
GGACGGAGUAUUACAAAAAUUUCAUGGACCGUGAUGUUUUGAGCUUUUUAGAGCUUUCCUUUCUCCUUUUCUUUAAAGUGGCAUCCUAAGUAACUAAGAAAUCAUAUUUCCAUGCAGCAGAAAGUAUAAAAGCUCACACUCUUUCUACAUAGUAAUUAGUUGAACUAAAGAUUUUCAUUUUUAACUAAUAAAUCAAUAUUCAAAAUUAUUUCAUUCAAUAUCUUUUAAUAGAUCAAAACGUUUGGUUUUUAAAUUAGGAUAAGCCCCUCUUAAAAUUUUAGCUUGUUAAAUAAUCUUUGCGGAUUAUGUAUUUCAUCGCUUCUUACUAAACAUUGAGCUAUGAAUUCUCUUCUCGUUGUCAUUAAAUCUGCCAAAUAAAUUUAUCGUAAUCUCAUGAUGAUCAAUUUUACAAAGACCUCAUUCUAUUUUUGAAGCUUGUAGCAUUGAUCCCCAUAAAUCCUAAUUUAAUAUUUUCUCUGUUUCAUAUUAUUUGAUUUUUGUAUAAUUUUUAGGGAGAAAUUUAUAACGGUUGUAAAUUGACUAAUAUGACCGUAUUAAGUUCAUAUUAUAUAUUGUCAUUAUCUAAUUGAGUUAAUUACUUUCAUUAAAUUGUUAUCGAUGAAAAAAUAUUUAGUUAUUUUUUAAGUUUUUAAACAUGUCAAUUAUUUUGAAAUAAUAUUUUUGAUAAACAUAUGGAAUAAUAUGAGAGGGAGAAAUUACUUGUCAUUGUCAAUCGUCGUAGCCCAUAAGGAAAAAAGCAACAAAUGCCUGUGAGCUGUAUCGCAAGAAAAGCAUUCAAAGUAUAUUAGGAUAUAUAUAAUGCUUGCUUGAAUCAUUAAGUUAGAUUAGGACUUCUCUCCUUUUAGCUUAGUUAUAUAAAGAAAAACUAUUUUAUUAAAUCCAAGUCAUAUUCUAAUCUAAAAAUAAUAAUUUAUAAGAUUCAGCAGUAUUAAAGUAUCUAGCAUCGGAAAUUUUAGUCAAAAUCAGGUUUCUUGUAGACCAUCCAUCCAUAUUUGUAAUUUUCCACAUGAUCACAUUGACAUUUACUAAAAGAGUGGUAGCUCAUACUUUUCCACAACAUCAUAUGCCUUAUACCAUUGUCCGAAACUCACUCAACUAACAAACUUACAAAUCCAAUAACCAGAAUAAAUCACAAAGGAAAUCAUAGCUAGAACUACCAAUUCAAGAAAUGGAGUAUUCAAGAAUCUCUAUAAGGCCAUUCAAAAUUUCAGAUGCUGAUGACUUCUUGAAAUGGGCUAGUGACAAAAAUGUAACAUAUUAUCUAAGAUGGAACACAAUCACCACCAUUGAAGCAGCAUCAAACUACAUCCAACAUGUUGCUAUUCCACAUCCAUGGCGUAGAUCCAUUUGCUUCGACGAUCGUUCAAUCGGAUAUAUAUCAGUUAGACCAGAAUCAGGAGAUGAAAAUCAUAGAGCUCACAUUAGCUAUGCCAUUGGUUCUAAUUAUUGGGGACAUGGUAUUGUUACUAUGGCACUAAAGAUGGCUAUACCAAUUGUGUUCAAUGAUUUUUCCAAUUUGGUGAGGCUAGAAGCAUUGGUGGAACCUGAAAAUAGAGGAUCCCAAAGGGUGCUAGGGAAAGUUGGUUUCAAGAAAGAAGGACUUUUAAGGAAGUAUGGUUUUAAUAAAGCUGAAAUAAGAGAUAUGUUCAUUUAUAGCUUCUUAUCAACUGAUCAAAUUCUGUGAACAAAUAAAAACUACCAUCUUAAAAAAUGGUUGCUUAUUAUAAUCUUUAAAAUUAUUAUAAUCAUUUGUCCCAUCAUUUUUCGA